This is a messenger RNA of Aureococcus anophagefferens, 1413 nucleotides long. RefSeq lists its product as hypothetical. Gene Ontology annotation, cellular component: membrane. The coding region runs from base 1 to 1413 and encodes 470 amino acids. Gene Ontology annotation, molecular function: sulfotransferase activity. The transcript has 2 exons. The record is from RefSeq and is a predicted model, not a curated record. Lineage: Eukaryota; Pelagophyceae; Pelagomonadales; Pelagomonadaceae.
AUGCGAUGCACCCUCUGGAUCGCGCUGCUGAUCCACCGUGCGCUCGCGGACGAUGCGGCCUACUCCGAUGCGACGGUGGCGCGGUUCCGGAGCGACGCGGCCUGCGCCGUCGUCGCCGGCGACCCGUCGCCGUCGCGCUGCUGCCCGUCCUACGCGCUGGCGGCGUCGGACGUGCGCGGCGGCGUCGCGAACUUCGACGCGCUGUGGAUCGAGGCGAUCCCCAAGGCGGCCUGGACGACGGUGCGCGAGGGCCUCGUUCCCGCGCUGGCGCCGGUCGCGAAGGUCGCGACGCCGCGGGCCGAGGACCGCCUCGCGGGCUCGGAGGUCUGCCCGGCGCGCAACGCGACGGCCGCGGCGCGCUUCGUGCUCGUGCGCGACCCGCUCGCGCGCGCGAUGUCCGCGUUCCACGAGCUCCGGCGGACGCGCCUCGGCCACUGGGACCGGUCCCGGGGGCGGCGGCACCUGCCGUCGCUCACGGCGAGCCGCGACGACUUUUCCAACGAGUCGCAGGUCCUGGCCGCGUUCUUCGCGGACCUCGGCAACGGCGUCCUCGACUUCGACGCGCACACGUGGCCCCAGUCGCGCUGCGUCGCGCCGUCGGCGGCGUCCGCGGCCGCGUCCGUCGUCGGCCGCCUCCACCGCGCCGACGCGGCCUGGCGCGUUUUUCGGAGCAUCGCGGGCGUCGCCGUCGAUUUCCCGGAGGCGCGGCGCAACGAGCGCCACCGCGGCACCGCGGACCACCGGCGGCGCCGCGCGCCGACGGCCUCGCUCCUCGACGGCGCCAUGUGGGACGCGUUCUGCCGCCACUACCGGCGCGACUACCGCUGCCUCGGCUUCGACCCGCCGCCGGCCUGCGCGUCGCGCUGGGGCGGCCCCGCCAUCCACGACGGCCAGCACUCGACGAGCUUCUCCGACAUCCACGCCAAGUUCUUCGCGCACCCGGCCGCGCGGCAGAGCCUCGCCCACCAGCCCCUGCGCGCCCCGCAGAGCCGGCGGCUCGCGCCCCCGGAGCCGCGCGACGACUUCUUCGCCCGGCCCGCGACGGGCCACGUCGGCCGCCACCGGCCGCCGCCGCCGUCGGCCUUCGACCCGCCGAGCGGCGGCUACUUCCCCAAGGCGCGGGCCUGGCACCGGCAGCAGGAGGAGGCGCGCACCAACGGCUGGCUCCGGCCGCGGCCGACGACGGCGCAGCAGCUCAAUUCGGCGCCGCCCUUCCAGUCGCAGCUCGCGCCCGCGGCGUCGCGCGACUACUUCCGCUCCCAGUUCGACGCCAACUUCGAGCCGCGCUUCGAGGCCGCGCCCGCGCGCCGCCACUCCGACGAGGUCGGCCGGCCGCGCGGCCCGCCGCCGCAGUCGGACCGCGACCGCGAGUUCCUGCGCGCGGCGCGCGAGCGGAGCCGGAUGCGCCGAUAG